CACCAACCCUCCGUACCAUCAUGAACUUGAUCCGCCCUCACCAGAGAUAUUCUCGCGGGAAUCUGUCAUAAAACGCCCAUGGCAGCAUAUUUACAGGGAAAAUCCCGAAUAUCUGCGACUUGACGCGUUGGCUCAUCGGAGAAGUAAUCUUCACGGGCCAAUUCCCCAGAUUUUGAUCACCCCAACUCGCCAAAAAAACGCACGCACCACGCGUCGGCGGCUUUCCACCACCUCCCCCGGAAGAGGACGAUGGAUAUGUUCCACAACUUCCGGGAAACGUUUUUCGGCACACCACGGUCCCGCGUACCGGCACCCAUGGAUAUGAACAUGGGUAAAGUCCCGGCCACUGCGCCGCAACGCAAGCGCAAGGCCAACGACGACCUGCAUGUUACCACCUCGAGCCAGCAGACCAAGCGGGGCUACGGUAGGGCAUCACGCCGCCUGUACGACGCCUCAAAGUCGUCGCCGCUCAGCGCUGUCUCUGCCGAGAGCUCGCGGUUGAGCUUUGUUAGUCGCUCUCAAGUGACAGUUACGGUGCCAGAGUCACCGCACAAACCUACUAUCGAGUCCGCAGCCGACGGUAGUAUUGUCGUCGCGAACGACUUGCAUUAUGCGCAAGACGAAGAAGACGCAGACGAGGCAGACGGCAAUGUCGACGAACCCGUCGAGGCCAAUGACGUCAGCAUGCCCCCGCGCGCCGUCAGUGUCGAGCUCCUAAGUAGCCCGUCGCGCUCGAAUCGUGCAAGCGGGCUCCCAAAACGCGGAUCUGCCAGACUUCCAUCGCCGGAAAUCCUCGAGCCCAAACGUGCCCGAAAGUCUGCGACUGAGGAGCCCGAGCAGAGUCGUCAAGACCAGAAUGCGCAAUCCGAGGCGGAAGAUUGCGAGGAUGAUAACGAAGACAAGUCUGUCCGGCACGAGUCUGAGCCCGCCGUUCCAGCCCGCACACUUGAACACGAUGGCAAGGGCGCAGAAGGAGACAACGGUUUAGACGCAAAUGACGAGGAAUUGGGUAGGGAUGAGCCACUCGAUGCAACCGCGCCCUCUCCCACAAAAGCCACGCCGCCCAGACCAGAAUCGACUCGAAGCGACAACCAGGAGGAGUUCCCCGAAAUGCCUGACGACGGCAUCGUUCUCCUGCAGCCCGACUCGGAAGCGAUGCCGAUAGUCCUGUACGACGACGUGAGCAACGAAAGGUACACCAUCAAAGCCAUCCUCAAGCAUCGACCCAACAAGCACAUUAAGCACUCGUUCGAGCUUCAGAUAAGCUGGGUUGGCUACAAGGAGCCAUCGUGGGAGCCCGAGCGGAGCAUCCAGGCCCAGGCACCCGAGCUCCUCUACAAGUACUGGAGCGACCUCGGCGGGCGGCCCGAGACGGGUGCCUUUAGGGUCUUUAUGAUACUGAGGCACUGGACGGAUCCCGAGGCGGCCAAAGGGAGACGAGGUCGCCCAAGUAAGAAAAAGCAGGCGGAGACGGAGACGCAGGCGCCUACCGCGGCCGGCUCCAUCACCGGCAGGAUCAAGACCAAGACCAAGUACGAGGUGCAGUGGGAAGGUUACCCAAACGAGAAGCAGUGCAACUCGGUCGAGACCGACAUGCGGUUGUCAAAGAUAGCGCCUGAAGAGUUGGCUGUCUACUGGGAGCAUUUCGAGUCCCAAUCAAAGGUUGAAAAUACAGAGUAGCGGCCUAGGGGCUGUAUUGAAUUGUCUGGCAAUUGUCUUGUUUUCGGGGAAUGGCGAUCGGGUUCGAAUUAAGUGCUUAAUGGGCUGUCAAGAUACGAGUAUUUCGGAAAUGGUGACGGGGCAUUGGCGUGAGGGCGUUGACUUGUUCGAAUUGUAACAAAAUUUAGCUUUGGUUUGUACGAUGCUUGAUAUCGGGAACAGUGCCCCUGUUUACGACUCGGUAAUAUUACCAAAAAAAUAAGUACCUACCUACUUGUAUUCUUCUGAUGAGUAUUUUUGAAUGCACCCAUACAGGCGUAUAGUCA
Pyricularia oryzae 70-15 is the source of this 1985-nucleotide messenger RNA. RefSeq lists its product as uncharacterized. The record is from RefSeq and is a predicted model, not a curated record. The transcript has 2 exons. The coding region runs from base 250 to 1680 and encodes 476 amino acids. NCBI's taxonomy places the organism in Eukaryota, Fungi, Ascomycota, Sordariomycetes, Magnaporthales, Pyriculariaceae.